This is a messenger RNA of Panicum hallii, 820 nucleotides long. Its product is annotated as probable glucosamine 6-phosphate N-acetyltransferase 2. Gene Ontology annotation, biological process: UDP-N-acetylglucosamine biosynthetic process. The transcript has 2 exons. Gene Ontology annotation, molecular function: glucosamine 6-phosphate N-acetyltransferase activity; monosaccharide binding. The record is from RefSeq and is a predicted model, not a curated record. NCBI's taxonomy places the organism in Eukaryota, Viridiplantae, Streptophyta, Magnoliopsida, Poales, Poaceae. Gene Ontology annotation, cellular component: Golgi apparatus; endoplasmic reticulum; endoplasmic reticulum-Golgi intermediate compartment. The coding region runs from base 87 to 581 and encodes 164 amino acids.
GCGUAGCACGGAAAAAGAAGAUCCCCCAAGCGGCCAAGCCGAAGGGAAACUGCUGCCAGUGUCCCCACCUAAGCUCGCGGACCAAAAUGGCAACCACCUCGCCGGAAUCCGCCGCCGCCGCCGGGGAAACCAACGAUCCCAUCCACAUCCGUCGCCUAGAGCUAUCCGACCACGAGAGGGGCUUCGUCGCCCUCCUUUCCCAGCUCUCCACUUGCCCGGAUCUCACUGCGUCCGAGUUCGCCACGCGCUUCGCCGAGCUCGCGGCGCAAGGCGACGACCACGUCAUCCUAGUGGCCGAGGACACCUCCGCCCCGGAGCGGCGGAUUCUCGCCACGGGGUGCCUCUUCGUGGAGCGCAAGUUCCUGCGAGGCGGCGGCAAGGCGGGGCACGUGGAGGAUGUGGUGGUCGAUGCCGCAGCGCGCGGCUGGGGGCUCGGGCUCCGCAUCGUGCGCCGCCUCGUGGAGAUCGCCAGGGACGCCGGCUGCUACAAGGUCAUCCUCGACUGCACUCCCGAGCUGCGCGCCUACUACGCCAAGUGCGGGUUUGUGGAGAAGGGGGUUCAGAUGGCCGUCUACUUCUGAAGAGUUUCAUUGCUGAGGAGUGAUGGGCAUAUGCGCUCGUUCUGCUCUGGAGACCCGCCCCAAAGUUUCUGAUUUCGGCAUGGCAGCAUGUGUUUCUUGCUGAUGUUUUUGACCAUUGAGAAGCUUCGUUGGAGCUUUUAAUUCUUGAUGAGGACAAUAAUUUUUCAAAACUUACAACUUAUCAGGCCCGCUAGCGUUCACUUUAUAUUAUUAUUAGGAGGUCACUGAAAUGCUUCCCA